AUGGCCACGAGGAGCGCGACGCAGCAGGGCAGCAAGAAGAUCGUGGGCGUGUUGUACAAGGGCGGCGAGCACGCGGCGCAGAACCCCGACUUCGUGGGCUGCGUGGAGAACGCGCUGAGCAUCCGCGCCUGGCUCGAGUCGCAGGGCCACCACUACGUCGUCACCGACGACAAGGACGGCCCCGACUGCGAGCUGGAGAAGCACAUCGGGGACGCGCACGUGCUCAUCACCACGCCGUUCCAACAACCUGGAGCUGCUCCUCACGGCGGGGAUCGGCUCCGACCACGUCGACCUGCCGGCGGCCGCCGCCGCGGGGCUCACCGUCGCCGAGGUCACGGGCAGCAACACCGUGUCGGUGGCGGAGGACCAGCUGAUGCGCAUCCUCGUCCUCCUGCGCAACUUCCUGCCGGCGGCGGGGAGUGGGACCUCGCCGCCGUCGCGCACCGGGCCUACGACCUGCAGGGCAAGACGGUGGGCACCGUCGGCGCCGGCCGCAUCGGGAGGCUGCUGCUCCAGCGUCUCAAGCUCUUCGGCUGCACCCUGCUCUACCACGACCGGCUCCGCGUCGACGCCGCGCUGGAGGAGGAGCUCGGCUCCGCCUUCGAGGAGGAGCUGGACGCCAUGCUGCCCAAGUGCGACGUCGUCGUGCUCAACAUGCCGCUCACCGACAAGACAAAGGGCAUGUUCGACAAGGAGAAGAUCGGCAAGAUGAAGAGAGGCGUCAUCAUCGUGAACAACGCGCGUGGAGCCAUCAUGGACACGCAGGCGGUCGCGGAGGCCUGCAAAAGCGGGCACAUCGCCGGAUACGGCGGCGACGUGUGGUACCCGCAGCCGGCGCCCAAGGACCACCCGUGGAGGUACAUGCCCAACAACGCCAUGACCCCGCACAUUUCCGGCAGCACCAUCGACGCCCAGCUGAGGUACGCGGCCGGCGUGAAGGACAUGCUGGAGAGGUACUUCAAGGGGCAGGACUUCCCGGAGCCCAACUACAUUGUCAAGGAAGGCAAGCUCGCCAGCCAGUACCAGUGA
Messenger RNA from Triticum turgidum subsp. durum (durum wheat), 1029 nucleotides. Lineage: Eukaryota; Viridiplantae; Streptophyta; Magnoliopsida; Poales; Poaceae. The record is from the annotation of a GenBank genome assembly.